AUGGCGACACAUCGAUUUGACCCCGAUUUCACCGACAAUGUCAUCAACUCUAUGGGGUCUAAGACCUCGCCGCGUAUGCGCCAGCUCAUGACCGGUUUAAUCAGACACGUGCACGAUUUCGCGCGCGAGAACGAGCUCACCGUCGAUGAGUGGAUGGCUGGCGUGGAGAUGCUCAAUUGGGCGGGACAGAUGAGCGAUGAUAAACGCAAUGAGGGGCAACUAGUCUGCGACGUGAUCGGACUUGAAUCGCUCGUUGACGAGAUCACUUUUACUUUAGCUGAGGAGGCUAAGGACGCACCUACUGCCACUGCUAUUCUUGGACCGUUCUUCCGUGCGGAUACCCCGUAUCGUUCUAACGGCGAUGACAUCGUCAUCAAUAAGCCCAAGGAUGGCCAGAUGGCGUUUAUGCACGGCCAGAUUAUGGAUUUCGCUACCCAGAGGCCGCUCGUUGGUGUCACUGUAGAGGUGUGGGAGGCUUCGACGAAUGGGUUGUACGAGCAGCAGGACCCUGAUCAGGAUGAGUAUAACCUGCGCGGCAAGUUCCAGACUGAUGCUGAUGGGCGGUACUACUUCUACUGCUUGCGGCCGACACCGUACCCUGUUCCAGGUGAUGGUCCCGCGGGAAAGCUGCUGGCGCUUAUGGAUCGCCACCCUUUCCGCCCUGCUCACAUUCAUAUCAUGGCUACUCAUAAGGGCUACCGUCCUCUUGUUACCCAGAUCUUUGACCGCAAGGGCAAGUACCUGGAGAAUGACUCCGUGUUUGCAGUCAAGGAUUCACUUGUCGUAGACUUUAUUCCGCGCGAUGGUGACCCUCACGCUGCGCUUGAGCUUAAGUACGACGUGAAACUUGUGGCAGACACGCAAUCCGACAGUGUGUGA
This is a messenger RNA of Penicillium odoratum, 879 nucleotides long. Its product is annotated as intradiol ring-cleavage dioxygenase. The transcript is spliced from 4 exons. Gene Ontology annotation, biological process: catechol-containing compound metabolic process. Lineage: Eukaryota; Fungi; Ascomycota; Eurotiomycetes; Eurotiales; Aspergillaceae. The record is from RefSeq and is a predicted model, not a curated record. Gene Ontology annotation, molecular function: catechol 1,2-dioxygenase activity; ferric iron binding. The coding region runs from base 1 to 879 and encodes 292 amino acids.